Molecule: messenger RNA, 1101 nt
Organism: Colletotrichum orchidophilum
Lineage: Eukaryota; Fungi; Ascomycota; Sordariomycetes; Glomerellales; Glomerellaceae
Product: CFEM domain-containing protein
Exons: 8
Coding region: 1-1101 (366 amino acids)
Source: RefSeq, a predicted model, not a curated record
AUGGCGCUUCAGUUGGCGGAUGGCCUGCCGGGUUGUGCCAUACCGUGUCUGUCGCAGGUUAUCAACAUCACCACGUGUGCCGCCGCGAACUUGACGGCAUCGUUCAUCAAGAACAUGUCAAUGACCGCGUGCGGGUAUCCAAGUCACCACCAAACAGGAUCAGCACUCGAAAUAACUCCGCUGGUGGUAGUCACGGCCAUCUUCUUCCUGGCUCGGCUGCUUUCCAAGUUUCUGAGGCUAUCGACCUGGGGGCUCGACGAUUUCACGCUAAUCUUGGGAUAUGCCUGUACCACCUCUUUCGCCAUCUCCAAGUUCAUAGGCAUCGGUCGUGACAUCUGGACUCUCACUUACGACGAGAUUACUCGGUUCAUGCAGGUAUUCUUCGCCUACGAAAUAAUCUACACCCUCAGCAUCUCCGCCCUAAAGGCCUCUAUCCUCUUCUUCUAUACCCGCGUCUUCAGCAUUGUCAGCUGCACCUUCAACCGCGUCCUGUGGUGCACCCAAGCCUUCAACCUGCUCUUCUGCCUCGCCUUCACCGUUGCCAACCUAAACCAGUGCCAGCCCUUGAAGAACUCCUGGGAAGGCUGGGACGGCCGACACCCGGGCUAUUGUGUCAACAUCUAUGCCAUGAUCAUGACGCAUGCCGUCAUCAACAUUGUGCUCGAUGUGUGGUUGAUGGGCCUACCCAUCACGCAGGUGGUGUGGCUCAAUAUGAGGAAGAGGCAAAAGAUUGAGAUUGUGGUUAUGUUUGGGCUGGGUAUUUUCAUCACCGUUGUCAGCGCUAUUCGCCUAAGCGUCUUGCUCAAUCUCAGAGGAUUCCAAGAUCCUACCUAUGACGCCUUCUUUCUCCACAAGUGGUCCUACAUUGAGCUCUCCGUCAGCGUCAUUGUCGCGUGCCUCCCCGCCACCCGCCAGGUUUGGCGACAUGUUGUUCCCAAAUUCCUACGGCUGGUCGGGCUCGGGACCCCGUUACACCACGGCCAUGAAAGGCCGGGCGAUUCCAAGAGGAAGCUCAGAGACAUUUUGUUUUUGAGCACGAACAAGGAGCAGUCGGCGGGACCGUCCAGUCCGAAUGGGUCAUCGUCGUACCCACCAGUGUAG